AUGUAUUUGACGAUAAUAACCUACAAUAAUUUAUCAAAGUCAUUGAAACAUUUGAAGUAUUUCGGUCACAGUUUCAGAAGGAAUUUCGGCAACAUGUCUCAGAAAAUCAACCAGAGCAAAUCGUACAUUUCCGUGGAGCUACCCGACAACAAACCCAAAACCUCGAAGGGUCUAUUCGCUAGGAUAUUCAAGAAAAAAGGUCCCGACUCGAACCGCGAGCCCCGCUUGAAAACAUCGGAAUUAAAGAGGCUAUUCUCGUUAGCGAAACAGGAGAAAUGGAAACUAGUCAGCGCCGUCGGAUUCAUAUUGGUCUCGAGCUCAGUAACCAUGGCUAUUCCGUUCAGUCUGGGCAAAAUUCUAGAUAUAAUUUUCAGAGAAGAGGACAAAGACGUGGCGCGGGCGAAACUGAACGAAAUAUGCGGUAUAUUAUUAGCGGUUUUCAUACUUGGAGCCGUUUGUAACUUUUCUAGGGUUUAUUUAAUGUCCUCGGCCGGUUAUCGAAUGACUAACGCCUUGAGAAAACGAGUUUUCUCGUCCGUUCUGCGACAAGAACAAGGCUGGUUCGAUACGAGAGCUACGGGUGAACUUGUUAACAGACUAUCAGCCGAUACGCAAAUAAUCGGCACUUCGCUUUCCCGUAACAUAUCAGAUGGGAUCCGUUCGUUCGUAUUGGUUUGUACCGGAACGGGUAUGAUGUUUUACAUGUCUCCCGAACUGGCCUGCGUUGGACUGGCUAUCGUACCACCGGUUGCUGUGGUAGCUGUUAUGUACGGAAAGUACGUAAGGGGGAUUUCCAGACAAUUGCAGGAUAGGCUCGCCGAUACCACUAAGGUAGCAGAAGAGAAAAUCUCGAACGUGCGAACGGUGAAAUCGUUCGCCCGCGAACCCCGCGAGAUCCUCACCUACGACACCUCCAUCGAUCGAGUCCUAUCGAUCUGCUACAAAGAGGCCAAAGCCACGGCCUUCUUCUACGGCAUGGUGGGUUUCACCGGCAACGUCAUCAUCAUCUCGGUGCUCUAUUACGGCGGCGUGAUGGUCUCUUCGAACGCCAUCACCGUCGGUGGACUCUCCUCGUUUCUGCUCUACGCCGCUUACAUAGGAGUAUCGGUGGGCGGUCUGUCGAGUUUCUAUUCUGAGCUGAACAAAUCUUUGGGCGCCGCUACCAGAAUAUGGGAGAUAAUCGAUAGAGAACCGGCGAUUCCGUCGAAAGGCGGUUUGAUUCCUUUAGCGUUACCGAACGGUUCGAUCCGCUACGAAGACAUAGAGUUCAAUUACCCGUCGAGAAGCGACGUGGGGAUAUUCAAACAAUUAAAUUUGACCAUACGACCGGGCGAAAAUGUAGCCGUCGUAGGAGCGAGCGGCACGGGUAAAAGCACCCUGGGCGCUCUACUAUUGAGAUUGUACGAUCCCACUAAAGGCGCCGUGUAUUUAGACGAUUACGACAUCAAAAACUUGGAUCCGGAGUGGCUGAAGAAGCACAUAGGCGCGGUCUCGCAGGAACCCGUGCUGUUCUCCUGUUCGAUCAAAGACAACAUUCUGUACGGAGCCGAAGACGAUCAAAAGGUGACCGAAGAGGAAUUCGUGAAAGUGUGCAAGGAGGCGAACGUGUACGAAUUCGCGCGAGCCCUGCCCGAAGGGUUCGAUACGAUCGUGGGCGAGAGAGGGGUGAUGUUGAGCGGCGGGCAGAAGCAACGCGUCGCCAUAGCGAGGGCUUUGAUAAAGAAUCCUAAGGUUUUGUUGUUGGACGAGGCGACGAGCGCGCUCGACGCGCAAUCGGAGCAUUUCGUACGGGAGGCGUUGGAGCGGGUGAUGCGCGGACGGACGGUUUUGACUAUUGCGCAUCGAUUGUCGAGUAUCAGGAGCGCCGAUGCGAUUGCGGUGUUGCGCGAUGGGAAAAUCGUAGAGAUGGGAACGUACGAGGAGUUGACGAGACGCGACGACGGGGCUUUUAGGGAUUUGAUUAGGCAUCAGACGUUUGCGGAGGAGGUGCGAUGA
Messenger RNA from Phyllotreta striolata, 1995 nucleotides. Lineage: Eukaryota; Metazoa; Arthropoda; Insecta; Coleoptera; Chrysomelidae. The record is from the annotation of a GenBank genome assembly.